ACCACACUCCAUCUCCGUGUCGGCCCCUGCAGGGUCUAAGCUGCUAAAGAAGCUUUAACCUUAAGGGGGCCUCAGGGAGAGAGGAGUUGUACCGCUGCCGCCGACAGCCCCACCUCCGCGGCUCCGGGUCCCGGGUCUCGGGCCCGACCUGUGGAGGCGAGCGGCGGCCGCAGGAAGCGGGCGGAGGCGGCCGGCGACCAGCCCGGUUCUCCGUCGCUCCGUGCGGGGCUGGGAGAGGGGAUCCGCCAUAUUGGAGCCGGAGCCGAAGGUACCUUGCAGCCGCCGCGCGAGGCAGGCGGAGGUGGCGGCCCUGGCCUGGAUCUGGGAGGAGUCGGCUGCUCCGAGGCCCGCAAGGCUGGGGAGUGAAUGAACGGCUCACGCUAGUCUCCUCCCCGCCCACUCUCUCCACUUUCCGCCGCCGGGACCCAGCCGCGAGGGGGCCGGAGUCGGCCGUGGCAGCGGCGGCGGCAGGAUGUUCUCUAAGAAGCCGCACGGGGACGUGAAGAAGUCUACCCAGAAGGUGCUGGACACCAAGAAGGACGCCCUGACCCGUCUCAAGCACCUGCGCAUCGUCAUUGAGAAUGCAGAGCCCAUCGAUCUUAAACAGUUUUUUGACCAACAUUUUUCACAUAUAUAUUAUGUGUUCUUUGAGAAUUUUGUUACUAUUGAAGCUAGUCUUAAACAGAAAGGUCACAAAUCUCAGAGGGAGGAAUUGGAUGCUAUACUUUUUAUUUUUGAGAAAAUUUUACAACUUCUUCCAGAAAGAAUCCAUCAGCGAUGGCAGUUUCAUAGUAUUGGAUUGAUUUUAAAGAAACUGCUGCACACAGGAAACUCCUUGAAGAUUAGGCGGGAAGGCGUUCGUCUUUUCUUAUUAUGGUUACAAGCUCUUCAGAAUAACUGUAGCAGAGAACAGCUUUGGAUGUUUUCAUGCUUAAUCCCUGGAUUUUCAGCACCACAAUCUGAAUAUGGACCUCGAACUUUAGAUAAUCUCAUUAAUCCUCCACUCAACCUUCAAGAAACUCAAGUCACUAUAGAGGAAAUUACUCCUCUUGUCCCCCCACAAUCAGGAGAUAAAGGACAGGAAGAUCUUACCAGCUAUUUUCUUGAAGCACUUUUAAAGUACAUAGUAAUUCAGGUAAAAAGUUUAGAAUGGAAGAACAAAGAAAACCAAGAAAGGGGAUUUUCAUUUUUGUUUUCACAUUUUAAGAAAUACUACUUGCCUUAUAUUUUUCCAAACAUCUGUAAAGAGAAUAGUUUAUAUCAUCCUGUCCUUGAUAUCCCACAAAUGAGACCAAAGCCACAUUAUGUCAUGAUAAAGAAGGAUGCUGAAACCAAUGAAGCAAUUUAUUGUACGAAGGAGCCUUUCAUUAAGGCUCGUGUUAUUGUCAUUCGUUGGCUGGUUUCAUUCUGGCUUGAGCCAAAGCCACAUACAGGACCUCAUAUUCCUGGGAUGGAAGGUGAAGUCUUACCAAAGAAUAUUCAGAGAGCAGCUGCUAGUUUGGUAUCCAGAGAAGAAAACAAAAAUGAUAAUGCUGAUAAAGUGGAUAGAACUACAGAACCCGAACAGUCUCAUUCCAACACAAGCACUCUCACGGAGCGAGAACCUAGCUCUUCUAGCCUCUGUAGUAUUGAUGAAGAACAUCUUACAGACAUUGAAAUAGUCCGCAGAGUUUUUUCUUCAAAAAGAAGUAAUGUAAACUUUGUUACAGAGAUAUUUCGUCAGGCAUUUUUAUUACCAAUUUGUGAAGCAGCAGCUAUGAGAAAAGUGGUAAAAGUGUAUCAAGAAUGGAUCCAGCAAGAGGAAAAACCUUUGUUUAUGCAAGAGCCAGAAGAAAUUGUGAUCUCUUCUUCAGACUUACCAUGCAUUGACAACGUCACAGACCAUGAUAUUUCAGUGGAAGAAGGAGAAAAGAGAGAAGAGGAAAAUGGAACCAAUAUUGCUGAUCAUGUUCGAAAUUCCACUUGGACAAAAAAUGGCACCUACCAAGAUGUUCUUCAUAAUGCUUCUGAAGAAGCCACAGAACAAAACAUACGAGCGGGUACUCAGGCAGUUUUGCAGGUGUUUAUUAUCAACUCCUCAAACAUAUUUCUUCUUGAACCUGCAAAUGAGAUAAAAAGUCUUCUGGAUGAGCACACAGAUAUGUGUAAACGAAUUCUUAAUAUUUAUCGGUUCAUGGUUGUGCAAGUAUCAAUGGACAAAAAGACUUGGGAACAGAUGCUGCUUGUGUUGCUCAGAGUCACGGAGUCUGUGCUGAAGAUGCCAUCACAAACUUUUCUACAGUUCCAGGGGAAAAAAAAUAUGACCUUGGCAGGUCGACUUGCAGGACCUCUUUUCCAGACUCUUAUAGUUGCCUGGAUCAAAGCAAAUCUAAAUGUGUACAUCUCCCGAGAACUUUGGGAUGACUUACUCUCAGUAUUAUCAUCACUGACCUAUUGGGAAGAGCUAGCCACUGAAUGGUCACUGACAAUGGAGACACUAACUAAAGUUUUAGCUAGAAAUUUAUAUAGUUUGGAUCUUAGUGAUUUACCAUUGGAUAAGCUAAGCGAACAGAAACAAAAAAAGCACAAAGGGAAAGGAGUGGGACAUGAAUUUCAGAAAGUUUCAGUUGACAAGUCAUUUUCUAGAGGAUGGAGUCGUGAUCAGCCUGGCCAAGCGCCAAUGAGACAGAGAAGUGCAACAACCACUGGUUCCCCAGGAACGGAAAAGGCGAGAAGUAUAGUACGGCAAAAAACUGUUGCCAUGAGAAGCCGAUCCAUUGGUGAAUGUGCUCUGCCAUCGGCCUAUAUACGCAGUGCUAAAAGUGCUCCUGUUCUGAUCCAUACUUCCAAACCCUUCUUGCCUGAUAUUGUUCUCACUCCCCUUUCUGAUGAGCUUUCAGAUAUUGACGAUGCUCAAAUACUUCCUCGUCCAACUAGAGUCAGACAUUUUUCACAAAGCGAAGACACUGGGAAUGAAGUUUUUGGUGCUUUGAGUGAGGAGCAGCCAUUGCCUCGAAGUAGCAGCACUUCUGACAUCUUGGAACCAUUCACUGUUGAACGAGCCAAAGGUGCAGUUCCUGUCAUUGACAGUUCAUCCCGUCAUGCGCCAAGCUUGCAGAGUUCCACAGAGGCUUCUUCAAUAUCUAGAUCCACUGAAAGCCACAUCACUGAUACUCAUAGUAGAGAGUCUUCUCUGGAAGUUGGUGAUAGCAUAUAUGACCAUCUUUGUCACUUAAUAGAUCCAGUAGAACUUGCAGACUCAGCUUUUGAACAAAUCCAGUACAUUGACCUUGAAGGAGAUGAUGAUCUUCUUUCCUCCCUGAAAGAAUAUUUUAAGGAAAACCAGGAAAGUCAUAGUAAAAAUGAGUUAGGUAAAGAUACAGCUUCACAGGAAGUGAGUAUUGCAGUAAAUAGAGAUGAAAGAUCAUCCUUAGAUAAUUUAGAGUACAUAGACCAGGAGAGUAAAUCAGAAAAUACCACCUGUUUUGUUGGGACUCCUGAAAGCAUACAGUUUCAAAAGGAACCAAACUCAGCUGUCUUCAUGAGUGAUAGUGCAUCCAACCAGUUAGACAGCUUUAUGAGAACAAAAACUGAAAAAUGUAAACAACUAAACAGCGAUCACCAGUCUUCGGAACCCAGUUCAGGUAGCCCUUGUGAUAAAGAAAAGAGGAAACAUUUGUAUAGACAAACAGCCACAGAAUUAGAUGCCUGUGUAGAUAUAACACUAGCUGAAAAGGUUAAGGCUGUGCAAAUUAAUGAAAAUAUCACUGUCCCACAUGUUAUGCAUGCCAAGAAAACUACACUAAAAGCACCUGUUAACCGUAGAAUGCCUCAUGUUACAAGUACUAGCAAGCUUUCUCCAACUAAAAGGAGCUUGUCUGAAACAGUAACUCAUAGAGCCAAAAUCAUGAAAAUCGCUACUAAAAAACGAAAUAGUGUUCAUGUUACUUUUAGACCAUCUACUGAGUCAGUUCAGUUUUAUAAUCCUCUGGAAAACAAAGAGGCUCCAUGGAAGAUGAGACUGCGGAAGCUCAGUGGCUUUACUAGUAGUAGUAGCAGCAGUACUGGCACCAGCAACUCCCACACCAGCUCAGACAGUGUCACAGAACUAGUAAAACCUGGUGUGUACAGGCCUCUCGAUACAAUUAGUACAGCUUCAGUAAGUAGUAAAACCAUUAAGGAAUCUACAGAGAUUCCCACCGCCACGUCACAAAAAGAAGGAAUCGCAAGUAAUCAGUUAGGUAGUCGUAGUACUCUUAGGUCAUCAAGUCAUGAGGCAGGACUACAGCAGGGCUCCCUGGGUGGCGUUUAUAAAACUGUUGUACAUGCUCUUUCGAAGCCGAAGGCAAAUGUUUCCCCACAGAGGCAGAACAGAAUGCCACCAGAGGCUCCACUGAGGGAUCUGUACAGUCAUGUAAUGGGCUAUUUUGGAAGGAAAGCUGCAGUCAAUAAAGAGGACAUGAGCUCAAAACUGCCCCCUCUUAAUAGUGAUAUUGGCAGCAGCAAUGCUAAUGUUCCUGAUCUGAUGGAUGAGUUUAUAGCAGAACGACUUCGAAGUGGUAAUGCCUCAACUAUGACAAGAAGAGGAAGUAGUCCAGGCAGCCUCGAAAUUCCCAAAGACCUCCCUGAUAUUCUAAACAAGCAGAACCAGAUGCGCCCUAUUGAUGACCCAGGUGUGCCAUCAGAAUGGACUUCUCCUGCCAGUGCAGGGAGCAGUGACCUUAUCAGCUCAGACAGUCAUUCGGAUUCUUUCAGCGCUUUCCAGUAUGAUGGCCGAAAAUUUGACAAUUUUGGCUUUGGAGCUGAUACUGGGACUGCAUCCUCUGCUGAUGUGGAUUCAGGUUCUGGCCAUUAUCACAGUGCUGAAGAGCAAGAAGUGGCUAGUCUAACCACGCUUCACAUCGAUUCUGAGACAAGCAGUCUUAAUCAACAAGCCUUCUCUACUGAAGUUGCAACAGUUACCGGUUCAGAAAGUGCUUCUCCGGUCCAUUCGGCUCUGGGAUCCAGGUCACAGACACCUUCUCCUUCCACAUUGAAUAUAGAUCACAUGGAACAGAAGGAUCUACAGCUCGAUGAGAAGCUCCACCACUCUGUUCUUCAGACACCAGAUGACCUAGAAAUCAGUGAAUUUCCAUCUGAAUGUUGUAGUGUGAUGGCAGGGGGCACUCUCACAGGAUGGCAUGCUGAUGUUGCUACUGUAAUGUGGCGAAGAAUGCUAGGCAUUUUGGGAGAUGUCAAUGCUAUUAUGGAUCCUGAAAUUCAUGCUCAAGUUUUUGAUUACCUCUGUGAACUUUGGCAAAAUCUAGCAAAGAUUAGAGAUAACCUUGGCAUUUCAACUGAUAAUCUGACCUCACCUUCUCCACCGGUUUUGAUUCCUCCACUGAGAAUUCUUACACCCUGGCUUUUCAAGGCAACCAUGUUAACUGAUAAAUAUAAACAAGGUAAAUUACAUGCUUAUAAACUUAUUUGUAAUACAAUGAAAAGAAGACAAGAUGUUUCUCCAAAUAGAGAUUUUCUAACACAUUUCUACAAUAUAAUGCAUUGUGGAUUACUUCAUAUUGAUCAGGAUAUUGUCAAUACAAUCAUCAAGCACUGCUCACCUCAAUUUUUUUCACUUGGUUUGCCUGGUGCCACAAUGCUUAUUAUGGAUUUUAUUGUAGCAGCUGGUAGAGUGGCUUCUUCAGCGUUUCUUAAUGCACCAAGAGUGGAAGCACAGGUUCUUCUGGGAUCUUUGGUUUGCUUUCCCAACUUAUAUUGUGAACUGCCUGCUCUGCAUCCCAACAUUCCUGAUAUUGCUGUGUCUCAAUUUACAGACGUUAAGGAACUUAUAAUCAAAACCGUAUUAAGCUCAGCAAGAGAUGAGCCCUCUGGUCCUGCACGAUGUGUAGCACUUUGCAGUUUAGGUAUUUGGAUUUGUGAAGAAUUGGUCCAUGAGUCUCAUCAUCCUCAAAUUAAAGAAGCUCUGAAUGUAAUUUGUGUUUCCUUAAAGUUUACUAAUAAAACCGUAGCCCAUGUAGCUUGUAACAUGCUUCACAUGCUGGUUCAUUAUGUACCCAGACUUCAGAUUUACCAGCCUGAUUCUCCCUUGAAAAUUAUUCAAAUUCUAAUAGCCACUAUUACCCAUCUUUUGCCAAGUACAGAAGCUUCAUCUUAUGAAAUGGACAAGAGGUUAGUGGUAUCCUUACUUCUGUGCCUUCUGGACUGGAUUAUGGCCUUACCUCUAAAGACACUGCUCCAACCAGUCCAUGCUACAGGAGCAGAAAAUGAUAAAAUAGAAAAAUCUGUCCUCAAUUGUAUUUACAAGGUAUUACAUGGGUGUGUUUAUGGAGCUCAGUGUUUUAGCAAUCCAAGGUAUUUUCCACUAAGCCUCUCUGAUUUGGCAUCUGUAGAUUAUGAUCCUUUUAUGCAUUUGGAAAGUCUAAAAGAGCCUGAACCUCUGCACUCUCCUGAUUCAGAACGAUCUUCUAAACUCCAGCCAGUAACAGAAGUGAAAACUCAGAUGCAACAGGGAUUAAUCUCUAUAGCUGCCCGCACUGUUAUUACACAUCUGGUAAAUCACUUGGGCCAUUAUCCGAUGAGCGGUGGUCCUGCUAUGUUAACAAGUCAGGUGUGUGAAAAUCACGACAAUCAUUACAGUGAAAGCACUGAACUUUCUCCUGAACUCUUUGAGAGUCCAAAUAUCCAGUUCUUUGUGUUGAACAAUACGACCUUAGUGUCCUGUAUCCAGAUCAGAUCAGAAGAGAGUAUACCUGGAGGAGGUUUAUCUGCUGGCCUUGCAUCAGCCAAUUCAAAUGUCAGAAUCAUAGUACGUGAUCUUUCUGGAAAAUAUUCAUGGGAUUCUGCCAUCCUGUAUGGACCACCUCUUGUAAGUGGUUUGUCAGAACCUACAUCUCUCAUACUUUCAUUGUCUCACCAAGAGAAGCUGGAAGAGCCUCCUGUAUCUAGUGAAUGCUUAGAAGAUGUAACAGUUAAAGAUGGGCUUUCUCUCCAGUUUAAAAGAAGAUUUAGAGAAACUGUACCAACUUGGGACACAAUAAGAGAUGAAGAAGAUGUUCUUGACGAGCUUUUGCAGUAUUUAGGUGUAACUAGUCCUGAAUGCUUACAGAGAACUGGAAUCUCACUUAAUAUUCCUGCUCCACAACCUGUGUGCAUUUCUGAAAAACAGGAAAAUGACGUUAUUAACGCUAUCCUUAAGCAGCAUACAGAGGAAAAAGAAUUUGUUGAGAAACACUUUAAUGACUUGAAUAUGAAAGCUGUGGAGCAAGAUGAACCAACACCUCAGAAACCUCAGUCAGCAUUUUAUUAUUGCAGAUUGCUUCUUAGUAUAUUGGGAAUGAAUUCCUGGGACAAAAGGAGGAGCUUUCAUCUCCUGAAGAAAAAUGAAAAACUGCUUAGAGAACUUAGGAACUUGGACUCAAGACAGUGCCGAGAGACACACAAGAUUGCAGUAUUUUAUGUUGCUGAAGGACAAGAAGACAAACAUUCCAUUCUCACCAAUACAGGAGGAAGUCAAGCAUAUGAAGACUUUGUAGCUGGUCUUGGUUGGGAGGUAAAUCUUACAAACCAUUGUGGUUUCAUGGGAGGACUACAAAAAAAUAAAAGCACUGGAUUGACCACACCAUAUUUUGCUACCUCUACAGUUGAAGUAAUAUUUCAUGUAUCAACAAGAAUGCCUUCUGAUUCUGAUGACUCUUUAACCAAAAAAUUGAGACAUUUAGGAAAUGAUGAAGUACACAUUGUUUGGUCAGAGCACACUAGAGACUACAGGAGAGGAAUUAUUCCUACAGAAUUUGGUGAUGUCCUUAUUGUAAUAUAUCCAAUGAAAAAUCACAUGUUCAGUAUCCAGAUAAUGAAAAAACCAGAGGUUCCCUUCUUUGGUCCACUUUUUGAUGGUGCUAUUGUGAAUGGAAAGGUCCUACCCAUUAUGGUUCGAGCAACUGCUAUAAAUGCAAGCCGUGCUCUGAAAUCACUGAUUCCAUUGUAUCAAAACUUCUAUGAGGAGAGAGCACGAUAUCUGCAAACAAUUGUCCAGCACCAUUUAGAACCAACGACAUUUGAAGAUUUUGCAGCACAGGUUUUUUCUCCAGCUCCCUACCAUCAUUUACCAUCUGAUGCCGGCUCCUACCCAGAGAUUCUACCCAGUGAAACUCCCACAGCAACGCAGGUAGAUGGGGCUGACCUGGCCUCUCCAAUGUCUCCUCGAACUAGCAAAAGCCGCAUGUCCAUGAAGCUGCGUCGUUCCUCUGGUUCAGCCAAUAAAUCCUAAGGAGACAGCAGCCCAGCAGUGGCCAGCAGUAGCCACCUUAGCAUGCACACAGCAUUAACCCUUUCCAGCUUCGUGUUUGCCAUAACAUGCAUGUUCCUUCCUGAACACUUAUUUUAGAAAACACUGGAUUUAAAUAAUUUGUAACUUAAUAUUUUAGAUUUGGAUUGUUUAUUCAGUUGUUUUUCCCACACACACACUCCAAGCUGCCAUAAGGGGGAGAGGGGUGGAAUUUUAUUCUGCACCCUUUACCUUCCCUAGAUAAUUAUGUCUAAGUAGUUUUAAUUUUAUAAUUAACUUUGAGCCAAAAUAUAACUGGCCAGAUAGUCUCAUUAUUUUAUUUAUCUUGCCCCAUUGCAACUUUAUGGCUCAGUAAAUAUAUAAUUUUUUAUAAAUGUGCAUCUUUAAAUUUAAACAUUUGUAAAGUUAUAGCAAAGGUUACAGAUCUGUUAAUACACAGGAUGUGUAUGGAUUAUUUAUGUUACUAAAAUAAAACACUUAAAUGGUUUUUUGAAGCAUCUCGAAUUCCAGCUGAAAUAAUUUUAGCAUUAACUUUUUCUUCCCAAACCAAUAUCUCAUUUCUUGGCUGUGCAGGUGAUGCCAUGACGCAUCUAAUAAUCAGAAAAAUCACUGUGCUGAACUUUGAUUCAUGUUUAGCUUCCAAAUAUUUUUCUAAUGUUCUGCUUUUUAAAUGGUAUCACUGUUAAAUGCCAUUUCUGUUUUGAGAUUGUGGCCCCUUAUUAUUGGCUGCUGGAUCCUGGUGUAUCUGUGUUCUUCCUUAAGUACCAUAAAGGGAGGAAUUGGGGGUGGGGCAAAAGAAGACUUUCUGAUAUAAAGUCUGUGGCUUAAAUUAUGUGUAGUACUUAAAAAAAAAAAAGAACAUAACCCAGGAGUCUAAAUUAAUCUGAUGUUGUUAAUACUGAAUUUGCAGUCACAGGUUGGUAUACAUUCCACCCACCAGAAGUAUUUUCCUACAGUAGAUAAGCUGCUCACAUUUUGUUUUGAACAGGCAUCUCCUAAGGAAAUGUAGCAUGACAUUGAUACUAACUGCAUGUGUAAAUACAUCAUACUGCAAACUAUAAAAUAUAAAUUAUGUAUCAUCAUUCAUGUAGUAUCUACAAAUUUGUAACAGUGGGAAAAAAGAUGGUAUUUAAUAAUACAAUAAAAAUAUUCUUCUCA
Messenger RNA from Phacochoerus africanus (Common warthog), 9421 nucleotides. It is a transcript of the gene RALGAPA1, whose product is annotated as Ral GTPase activating protein catalytic subunit alpha 1. Gene Ontology annotation, cellular component: cytoplasm; nucleus. The transcript has 41 exons. Gene Ontology annotation, molecular function: GTPase activator activity. The record is from RefSeq and is a predicted model, not a curated record. Gene Ontology annotation, biological process: positive regulation of GTPase activity; regulation of small GTPase mediated signal transduction. The coding region runs from base 473 to 8245 and encodes 2590 amino acids. NCBI's taxonomy places the organism in Eukaryota, Metazoa, Chordata, Mammalia, Artiodactyla, Suidae.